UGACAGAGUUCAGACCUGAAGCUCCGCGUGCAGGCUUUGAACGAGCCCGGAGCUGUCUGCGGUGCUGAACAUCUGCAGGAUCAUCAUCAUCACCAUCACCAUCAUCUUCACCACUCCGUGUUCCUCAUUACAUGCCCUCACCUGUGACAACAGCCGGGAAGUAUCUUGAUGAGUGAAUCCCCAAAUGAAGACGUUCCUGGUGACUCAAGAUACAAAAAUAGAAGCUCUUUCAGUAAACCAACAACUCACUGCAACGCGGCCAAACCAGUCAAGUGAUUCAAAACGGAAACAUUCUCUGAAGCACCAUAACGUGGAUCAUUUACAGCCUGCGAGCACUUUGAUUGAUCUAUGGAACAUCUUCAGCCACUCAAUAGAGAUUUAUACACUCUGUAAUCACACUAAACGCCCCUCUAGGGCUGCUGUUGGAUGACAUUUGAAAUAUUGACAAACAAACUGAGGACCGUGCGGAUGAUUUGAAGUUGAAGUAGUGACCUCAGCUUUUGUAUUGUUAGCUUCUCUGCAGAGCGAGUGGGACAAAGACAGGGGGCCAGUUGAAUCUAAUUAAACCUCACUGAGCAUGCCUCAGCUUGCUGCUUGGCUCACCAGAGGGCUUAUUCAUUUGCACUACUGAUUUACCCCGUGUUAUUUCUGCUGGAACUAUUUCUUUGCCCUGUGGCUUGUGGGAAACAUCGCUGGUUGAGUUCAAUCUGUUGACAUCUGCCUGAUUUCACUAUGUGAUGUCCCUCUGGGUUUAGAAAUCACGCUCAGUAACAAAGAUGACCCUGCAGAGCCAUGCCGGUCCUCAGAGCUUCUGACUGAAAAAUAAAACGUAUACAGUGAACGAUUUCAUCCUCCUGAACAUUCCCUCGCUCCCAAAAUGAGUGACUCAAACUACUGGUUUGUGGACUAUGAUCUCUCCUCUCCUGCGCCACCUGGGUUCCCCAGGGGCCCGACGGUGCUGCAGCCCAUGGCGGGGCAUCCCGAGCAGGGAGGGGCCCUGUGUUUCGUCGGCCUCCUCGUGCUGCUGCUGCUCUUCCUUCUGGUUCGCUGCGUCCGUAUAUUAUUGGACCCCUACAGCAGCAUGCCAGCAUCAUCGUGGACAGACCAUAAGGAGGGUCUGGACAGAGGACAGUUUGAUUAUGCACUGGUGUGAAGAUGAGGAGUGAUCGGGAGAUGAGGAGAGGGAUGCAUCUGGAGAUAUAUAAAGGUUCUUUUGAGGGACUUUUGAUAUACAAUGAUUGUUCUGCGCCCUGCUAAACGCUUCUAUUUCCACAGUUUCAGCCUCUGAAAAUGAAAGAAACUGCAGUGUGUUUGUUGUUUGGUUGGGGUACUGUAAUGCAAGCUGUAAAGAUAACAUCAUUAAACAGCAUCUGUACAAGGAUUCAAUUCAGAGGGAGCAGGAGCAGACACACCAGACAUCCUGCAUCCAUUUUAAUUCACAGUAAUUAAAGUAUUAUUGGAGACUCGGUGUGUGUGAUGUUACACUGCAGCUUCCGCAGUGACAAACACUGCAGGAAGAGAGCGAUCAGUAUCGCAGCAUUACGUUAUGACUCCUGUUUAUCAUGUCAUUUCGUAAUUCUAUAACGUUUUUACAAAUCCCAGGGCUGAAUUAUAAAUAGAGAGAGGAGCUGCUGCAAGAGAGGUCCUGAUUGAAUAAAAAAGAAAUCAAAUGGGUUCAGGGCAGACAUGGAAGUCAUUUAGACAGAACUAAUACGCACUGUUACAGCAGAUUUAAAGACGAGACUGUCAACUUUAUAUGCUGAUUUAUUGCUAUAAUGUAGAAAAGACAGUUUGGAGCCUUUGAGUGCUGCAGAACAAACAAUUUAGAAGAUGUCAUAGUGUCUCUGGAACUGGAAACCUUUUUUUUUUAUGUGAACCAUGCUGGAUAUUGUGAGGCAUUUGUACCACCUCGAACAUGAUCCUCAGGUAAAAUGAUUUCUAACUAACCAAAGCCUCUGUAAUUUUAAGGGAAUCACUUAAAUCGCCCCUGAAAUUGAGCUUUAGCUGCUAUUGUUAUCUCUAAUUUCUUUAAAAUUCACUGUCCUAAAUUUCAAUAUUAUCCCACUAUAAAAGGAAAUGUUUAUAAUACAUAACAGUUAAUACAACGUAUUUUAUUUGGGGUUUUGCUAUUUCAUGUCGCCAUCCCUUUAAGAGGCUUAUGAGGCUCAGUGCGGGAGUGAGGGUCACAGUGCUGACUCAAUAUGUGUCAUAUAAAGUUAUGAUUAUGAAAUGCAUGUACACCAAUUUCCUCCCCCCUAAUCCUUUUUGCCUUUAGGCCCCGUCCAGCGCACCAGCCAAAUCUGUUCAACAGUGCCUGUAGGAAUACAAGAAACGCUAAUAUCUGUUUCAUACUAACGAUGUUACUGCUCCUUUUGCCACUUGUUUUGUAAUAUUGCUUCUGCCCUUAUUACACUGUAAAGUCCUCUCUUUAUAAAUGAAGUUUAGUAUUGAUAUUUUACUGAUUUGCUAAAAAGUUGAUUUGUGUCAUCGAUGAUGACCAAAAGUGUUUAUCGAUACCAAACUAUUGUAUACGGUCUAACUUCCUGGAUGUAGACUCUUGCUUGUAAAAAUUAGAUAUUUUCCUAAUGUUUCUUUAAAGUGGCAUUCAGUUUUUUUAAUGAA
Messenger RNA from Epinephelus moara (kelp grouper), 2622 nucleotides. Its product is annotated as cortexin-1-like. Lineage: Eukaryota; Metazoa; Chordata; Actinopteri; Perciformes; Serranidae. Bases 878 to 1153 code for a protein of 91 amino acids. The record is from RefSeq and is a predicted model, not a curated record. The transcript has 2 exons.